Molecule: messenger RNA, 926 nt
Organism: Urocitellus parryii (Arctic ground squirrel)
Lineage: Eukaryota; Metazoa; Chordata; Mammalia; Rodentia; Sciuridae
Gene: Pinlyp
Product: phospholipase A2 inhibitor and LY6/PLAUR domain containing
Cellular component (GO): extracellular region
Molecular function (GO): phospholipase inhibitor activity
Source: RefSeq, a predicted model, not a curated record
GGGGAGGGCAGGAUCACCUGCAGCACCACCGAGAUGGUCUUUUCACCAGCCUUGGCUGCCCGCCAUUUCCGGUAAUCAAGUAAUUGGACCGACUUGAGUUUAGAGGAGGGGUUGAAAGGUGAGAAAAUAGGGCAGAGUGACCUGGGUCCUGAUGGAAGAGAUGACAGGAAGACUCCUGAGGUUCCCAUGGAGAAUUGAUCUGGACACAAGGGUGAAGGUGGGUCUGGAUCCGCCCCUCCUCAGCUUCCUAUAAGGGCAGAGGACCAAGGACUGCAGGUUCACACACCAUGAGACCAUCCACAAGACAGGGGACCUUUCUGCUGGCCUCCACUGUGCUCUGCACCCUCUUGGAUCUCGGAUGGCCUCUAAGCUGUGAGGUGUGUAAAGGCUCCGGGCACACGUGCAGCGGCAAAAUGAAGACUUGCGAGGCUGGCAAGGACGCAUGCGUGGUUCUCGUGAGCGAGUCCAGGACAAAGGGCCGGCAGGCAGUGAGCACCUUUAAGGCCUGCAUGAAGUUCAGCGACUGCUACUCAGGCUUCGUCUCCACCACCAUGAGCCCCAAUGACUACAUGGUAACCAACGCACGCUGCUGCCAGAGUGACGGCUGCAACAGUGGCUCCGUGCCCCCUCCCCAGAACAAUCGUACUGAGAAUGGCUUGAUGUGCCCCUCCUGCAUCGUGCCCUUCCAGGAGACGUGCCCGGGAACCCAGGCAGCUCGCUGUGUUGGCCAGGAAACACAUUGCAUCUAUUUUGCUGGCAACGUGCAGGCUGGUAUCAUCAACACCAAAUUUGCCACUCGAGGCUGUGCUACAGAGAGUGCCUGCUACACAAAGCCUGGGGCCGAGGUGCCCUCAGCUUCCUACCUCUACUUCAUCCGCCGGGCAGACUGCCUUCCAGCUCCCUAUCCCCCUGGCCGGGCUGAGUGA